AUGGAAAACAAAUGGCCCGCCAAACAAAUCAGCGACUGGGUUGUUCAGGGCGCGUUGGGCAAGGAGGCUGUCUGGGAACGGGUGGACAAGGCGGUGGAAGGCAGCUACAACUUUCCAUUCGGCGGUGAACCAAAGCCGAUUCUGGCGAGCCUCUUCCAUUCCCUCUCCACAUCGGAGGGUCUUUUGACCGAGGCUACAUUUAUCGGCCUUCUCCAGACCAAAGUAGAUCUUCCACGGUCUCCGGACGGCGUCAUCGUUGGCAAGAUCCUGUUCUCGAGUCUUGCAUACCUCAGUACGGUGCCAUUCCCCUCCUCCACCACCACUGCCCCCCCGCGCGGCCGUCUCUCCCUCGCGCAGCUCGCUCGGGCCUUGGUGUGGAUCGUCCCAGACAACUAUGGAUACAUCGUAGAGGAAGGCAACUUCUCGCGGCAGCGGAGCAAGGCCGACCACCGCAGGCUAAUCUUCCAAAGCCUGGCCUCCCGUCUGGACCGCGAACCUCACUACGACGCCGAAAAUGCCCGUCGGCUGGCGCUGCACAACGCGUUCGAGGUAGAAUAUGAAGCCCGCCGCGAAUACUGCGCCCUCAACCACGACGGCGACGGCGACGAGAUCUACCACGACCUGCUCGACGUGCUCUACGGCACGCAGAUCAAACAUGACCCCCGCUAUGCCCCGGUCCAUCGAGACGACUUCCGACCCGUGGCAAAGCAGAUCGCGGCAGAGAAUGACCUCGACCGACUGUACGCCCUCGGCAUCCCGGUCGACCGCUUCGUGGCCCUCGUCAAGCUUCUGCUGGACUUCCAAUUCACGCAGUCGGACGAGAACGACGACGAGAACCGCGACUUGGGUCCAUCCCGAUUCGAUGCCGCCGCGCGCUCCGUCUGCGCCGCUUUUCAUCAUCAAAAUGCCGUGCAAGGAGAUGACGGUGCGACAUCCGCCGUUAUUACCUGGCCCAUGUUCGACCAUGGGCUGAAAAACGUUGCGCCCUACCUGUUCGACCCGCUGUACCACAUCAUCUCCACCGUGUUCAUGGGCAAGCGCGGCCCCGGCAUCUCGUACCUCCUCGACGCACCGAGCCCGCUACCCAGCGGCACGCCACUCACCAUGGUGCUCCUGAGCCAGCUGACUACAUUUCUUGGCGGGUCCGCUGACUUUGCCUCGUUCCGCCGGACCUUGCACUACUCGGCCUCUGAUGACCUCCCGAAGACGGCCAGCGAGCUCAUCAAGGCGAUGGAAGCAAUUUCCGAGGAGGCUGUGAUGAUGCUCUCAGCACGAUCCGAGGGAAGUGGAGAGACGUACGUUUUCGGCGUGUUUAGUUACAAGCCCCAGCAGGAUGUUGGCAGCAUCCAGACCAAUGUCAUCCCAUCGUACGUGGGCCAGGAGCGAUGCGCCAUCUUUCAGCUCGCUCCGGUUCAAGACAUCUUUCGAGGCGUUGUUGGCAAGCCGGGCUGGACGGUGACGGGCAGUGAUACUGUGGUGUUUGGACAGCCUGGCGGUGGCGGUGUGGUAUUGAUGCUGGAGGAUGGGUUGCGCUCUGUUGACAUCGCACACCAGGUUCCAAUUACUGAGGGUGAUGGUAAUAGCGGUGGUUACGUCUACGAGCCAAAUGUGUGGCGAGGGAACUGGUCAACUUCUCUUCACAAUUCCGACAUUGAGAUUUGGACUGACCAGGAUAACUGA
Lasiosphaeria miniovina is the source of this 1680-nucleotide messenger RNA. RefSeq lists its product as uncharacterized. The transcript has a single exon. Bases 1 to 1680 code for a protein of 559 amino acids. The record is from RefSeq and is a predicted model, not a curated record. NCBI's taxonomy places the organism in Eukaryota, Fungi, Ascomycota, Sordariomycetes, Sordariales, Lasiosphaeriaceae.